Molecule: messenger RNA, 2736 nt
Organism: Plasmodium coatneyi
Lineage: Eukaryota; Apicomplexa; Aconoidasida; Haemosporida; Plasmodiidae
Product: tRNA methyl transferase
Exons: 1
Coding region: 1-2736 (911 amino acids)
Source: RefSeq, a predicted model, not a curated record
AUGACCCUCCGACUGCUCCUACACUCCAUCCUGGUUACGCAACUGCUCAGAUCAGAACGAGUCGAACGUGGCGGUGGUGGAAGAACUCUCCGUGCAGGGGAUGUUUCAAACUGGGAUGUAAGAGGUGCUCUCAGAUGCAGGACCCCGAAAUGCUACAUAGUGAAGGGAGCCCUGCGGAGGGGACUCUCCAAGGGGGGAACCUCCCCCUCGGUGAACAAACUAAAUGGAUGUACAAUGACUCCUCUGAGGAGUGAACACUGCAGUGGUGACCAGACGAAACGGAACGAACAAUACGAAGCGCACAUUCGAAACGUGCGUGAAGAGCUGCAACGAAUAACCGACAGGGAAGACAAGAUGAGACACCUGAUGAGGGAACAUACAAAUGUUCGUACAGUCAGUUUUGCUGAUCCAGUGGACAGGAAAAGCUUCACCUUAAGGGAUAAGUCAAAGGUGGGUUUUGCAGGGAGGAACUACUUCAUUAACGAGGUCAGGGAGGGAGUCCUCUACAGGUAUGUGGAUCGGUGCAACUCGAAUUUGUACCUAGCUGUGGAUGUAGUAGAAUGUGCAACAAAAGGGGAAAACGAGGCGAUAGGAGAGGAGGGUUGCGGAGUGCAUUCGAGCUGUCCCACCGCUGAGCAGUCUAUCCCUCCGAAGGGACACUCGGGUGAUAGGUCCGACUGGCGAAGCAUCCUUGGAAGGAAGAAGUUUUCCAUCACCAUCGAUGGGUUCAGUGACAACGUGGUCUUGGGUUGCUUCCUGCGGGUUCUUCUAAAGGGUCUUCACAACCUCGACUUGGAACGUUUUCUGAACAUGGGGUUCGAAGGAGUGGUGAAGAAGUUGAGUAGUCUCUACACCAUCCACGUGAAUGGGGAACACAUCGUUGGGCAUGUGAUUGGUAGGGUGAAGCGGUUUCUGGGGAGGCUAUGCAAGGGGGUGCCCAACACAGGGGUGAAUAAGCGCGUGUUAGGAGGUUCACCCCCCCGAGGAAGCAUGCGCAUGUACCAGUACCCACGUGUGGCCCAUAUGCUCAGUGGAGGGGUGGAUUCCCUAAUGGCACUACGCCUCUUGGAAAAGAAAAAAUUUUACGUGCAUAACUUUUUCCUGCACUUUGCACACCAAGACUGUAGCAAGAGUGACCUCCAAUACGUGAAGCAAAUUUGUGCGAAGAGAAAAAACCUUUUCAUUGUUAGCAUAAAUGAGGAGUACACGGAGCAGGUGCUGAUCCCCAUGCUGCGUAGCUACUCAGAGGGGCAAAUCCCUAACGCAGAUAUUCUUUGCAACGAGAAGGUAAAGUAUAAUUUGCUCAUGAGGACAAUGAGGAAGCUGUGCAGGAAGCACGAUAAUGGGUGGGACUACUCCUAUGUGUCUACUGGUCACUACGCCAUGAUAAGCACAAACGAUGAAACGAACGCGAAUAGACUGUUCAGCGGGGACUUCCCCUACGUGGGUGACGACGCAGAUGGGAAAAUUCCGCAGAGGAAUCCGCGUAAGAGGUACAAACUGAUUGUUGGCAGGGAUGAGAAGAAAGAUCAGACCUUCUUUUUAUCCUCCUUUUCGGAGAAACAGUUGUCUAAGUUCCUGUUUCCGCUUUGCUUGCGCAGGAAGAGUGACGUUAAGAGGGUCAUGGAGGAACGGGCUGCUGAACAGUACAACCGGAAGGAGACGCGUGGCCUGUGCCUCUACGGGCGGGUGGACAUGCACUCUCUGCUGGGGCUGUACUUGGGGGGGGGAGGCAUGAGUAAAGUAGAAGUCGAGGGGGAGUCGGAAAAUGGACCAGCCGAGGCAACACCUCCUAUAAAAGACGCUACCACCGCAACCGCUACCCAGAUGGCCCCCAACCUGCAGUGGGCGAAGGACCAACUGCGCUCGCCCGAGUUCCGCGCCUUCCAGGAGAAGCACCUACCCUCAUUCAACCUGCGCUUCAAAAAUUAUAUAAUAAAUGUGGAAGACGGAACUGUGCUGGACACAAAUGAAGGAAUUCACCUGUAUGCCAUUGGGCAGAAAAAGUACCUAACGAAUUAUUUACACCAAUUGUACAACUCGAAAGGGAGAGGUCGGACUUGUGAGAAGAACUACGUAUCCUCAUGUCAGUGGACUGUCGUUUAUAAGAAGAUGUUGAGACGUACCAGUGGGAACGUGAAAGAGAAUUUCAUUUACGUGAGUCGUGAUUACGAGAGUAGGUUGUUUCGGCACCUUCGCAGGCGGUGCAAGUUGGGGGACUUUCGCUGGGUGGCCUCUUCCCCGCCGUCCUACCUAAGGGAGGAAGUGCAGCACGGGGUGAAGGAGGCACGAUCAGCAGUAGGGGAAGGAGCAGAUGCACCGAUGAUCAUGUCGCCUAGAACAAACAAGCUGGGAGGACGAUUCAUCUGCGUCAAAAUACGCAACAGCGAAAAGAUAAAGGAAGCGAAGAUUACCCUGGAGGGCAGGGGGGAAAUGGCGUACCUCACAUUGAAGGAGGAAGACAUAGGACUUUCCCCAGGACAGAUAGUCACCUUCUACCGACCCUUCAUUGUUAAAAGGAAUGGAAAAACCAAAUAUGUGUACUCCCUCAGGAGGGGGAAGGAGGACACGCCCACCUUCUUCCACUGUCUGGGGUCGGCACGAAUUAUAAACCAGUACUUGAACCGGGGGCUUUAUCGACGUCUGAUGGAGAUACACAGGAGGAACAACUUGCCGCUCUGGGGGAGAGACGCACAUAGCGGAAUAAUCAAUUCGGAAGGAGCGCUACAGUCAUGA